AUGUCGGGUCGCAAGAUUUUUGGGACAAACUCCGUCUCUGCUCAUGUUUCAUCAGACGGCGAAGAUAUUCUUUGGUUCAAAUUGAUCUUCCUUUCCGACUUGAAGAGCUAUGGCAUUAGUAGAAUGACGCUGGAUUGGAACAAAACCGACAAGGAUAUUUGGAAUCGCACCUUAGCAGUUUUGAUUGUGAAACAUUGGCAAUAUGCCAAGUCGCAAGGUGCGUUCAGCGAGGAGUCUGUAACUCCAUCUCACAACACAGAAAAGAUAUGUAUGGGUGUAGUUCUUCGAUGGAUUCGUGGCCGCGCAAACGAUGUUCGCCAAAAUCGAGGAUCUCGCGAAAAGGUUCUCCGGAAAGAAACACUUCGUAAGAAACAGGUGGUGGGUCAAAGACGUCUCUCACUAUCUUGUCUUUUUAACUACCGCUUUGAUUCCCUCACUCGUCUUAUGAAAGCCAGGAAACUUGAGCAGAAAGCAUCCGAAAUUAUGCCUCAUCACGACUGUUGCUCUGACACGGAGUGGGAGCCAGAAGACACCCAAUAUCCCUCAGUUGGACUUAUCUGGCGCAGUCGUCAAUAUGCGUCAAUACUACAACAGAUUGACGGUCUUUCCUACAAGUACUGUGCCUCUAGCCGCGGGGAAGUCAACGCUCACAAAAGAUUUGAUCAAUGUCGAACCAAAGCCACCCAUACUAAUCCACAUGCUGCUGUAUGCAUAGGCCUCCCCGAAAACUGUUAUGACCCAGUUUUUCUGUCUAACUUGAUGCCUGAAGAAAAGGCUGCUCUUCAUAUGAAACCUGUUACAAGUCUCUUAAAUAUACUACCUCCUCACAUUAAAGAUUCUGUUGUUUAG
This is a messenger RNA of Melampsora larici-populina 98AG31, 849 nucleotides long. RefSeq lists its product as uncharacterized. The transcript has 2 exons. The record is from RefSeq and is a predicted model, not a curated record. Bases 1 to 849 code for a protein of 282 amino acids. Lineage: Eukaryota; Fungi; Basidiomycota; Pucciniomycetes; Pucciniales; Melampsoraceae.